Molecule: messenger RNA, 4239 nt
Organism: Anopheles cruzii
Lineage: Eukaryota; Metazoa; Arthropoda; Insecta; Diptera; Culicidae
Gene: S1P
Product: membrane-bound transcription factor site-1 protease
Exons: 4
Biological process (GO): proteolysis
Cellular component (GO): Golgi apparatus
Molecular function (GO): serine-type endopeptidase activity
Source: RefSeq, a predicted model, not a curated record
AUUGAGUUUUCCAGCAACAUCGUGCAGAACGAGUACAUAGUGCAGUUCAAUGGCUACUACAAUCAGCGCGAGCGACAGAAACUUAUUCAAACCGCUCUGAACGGUUCCAAGGUGCAAAAAUGGCGCAUCCUGCCACGGAACAAUCCGGCGCAAGAUUUUGCAAGCGACUUCGACGUGCUCGCUCUAGAGGACACGUCGAGGGAGUCCGAGAACGAUGGCCUAGCGUUGCUCCGGGCGCACCCUUCCAUCAAGAGUGUUUCACCACAGCGGAUGGUGCACCGGACGCUGAGCUACGUUCCGAUACGACCCGGGCAACGACCACCUGCGGCAGACGAUGAUGAUGAUGACCCCCCCGAAGAUGAGGAGGAAUUAGGCGCAGACGAAGCUCCUGAGCUCGAUCUGGACGAUGACGAAACGAAUGAGUUUAUUGAGUUUUUCCAACGCCGCCGGCUGGCCACGGAAGAGUUUGGACCGGAGGGGGGCUCGGGAACUAGUUUUGCGCCUCCUCCACCACCGCCACCGGCCAACCGGCACACGAAUCGUCGCCUGCUGCGUGCGAUUCCGCGGCAGAUAACUUCGCUCCUGAAGGCGGACGUUCUCUGGAACAUGGGCAUCACCGGAAAGGGCGUGAAAGUGGCCGUGUUCGAUACCGGCCUUUCGAAGUCCCAUCCACACUUUAAGCGCAUCAAGGAGCGCACCAACUGGACGAACGAGAAAACGCUCGACGACGGCGUCAGCCACGGUACGUUCGUGGCCGGUAUCAUUUCGUCGGCCAAAGAGUGUCUCGGCUUUGCGCCCGACGCCGAGCUGCACAUCUUCCGGGUGUUCACCAACAACCAAGUGUCGUACACGUCCUGGUUCCUGGACGCGUUCAAUUAUGCCAUUUUGCGGAAAAUCAACGUACUGAACCUCAGCAUCGGAGGUCCCGAUUUUCUCGACCAACCGUUCGUCGACAAGGUGCUCGAGCUGUCAGCCAACCGGGUCAUCAUGGUGUCGGCGAUCGGCAACGAUGGUCCGCUGUACGGGACGCUCAACAACCCGGGCGACCAGAUGGACGUGAUCGGGGUGGGCGGAAUGGAUUACGCGGACAACAUUGCCAAGUUUAGCUCCCGCGGGAUGACCACCUGGGAGCUUCCGGAUGGAUACGGGCGACUCAAGCCGGACAUCGUCACUUACGGGAGUCAGGUGAAGGGUAGCAAUCUGAAUGGCGGUUGUAAGUCGCUGUCGGGAACGUCGGUCGCUUCGCCGAUGGUAGCCGGAGCGGUCACGCUGAUAGCGAGCGGAGUGAUCGAUCGAUUGGAGGACCUGAAUCCGGCUUCGAUGAAGCAGGCACUCAUCGAAGGGGCCCAGCGCCUGCAGGACAACAACAUGUUCGAGCAGGGACACGGCAAGCUGAACAUUCUGCGCAGCAUGAAGCUCCUGUCGACGUACAAACCGAAGGUCACGCUGUCCCCGGCCUAUCUCGACUUCACCGAGGACUACCAGUGGCCGUACACGACGCAAAGCCUGUACUACAGUGCGGUCCCGGUGAUUGCCAACGUGACCAUCCUGAACGGGAUGGGUGUGAGCGGUCGGGUGAUCGACCGGCCCACCUGGCACCCGUACAGCAACGAGCACGGCGCACUGCUGAACGUGUCGAUCAGCUACUCCGAGCAACUGUGGCCAUGGUCGGGCUGGAUGGCGCUGCACAUCGGGGUGAACGAAGCCGGGCGCACCUUCGAGGGCAUCGCCCAGGGUCACAUUACGCUCACGGUACAGAGCCCACCGCAGGGGGCUGGCGAAAGUGAGCCACGGAACGGAACGGUUAGCUUCGCGAUCAAGGUGCGCAUCAUUCCACAGCCACCGCGCCGGAAGCGUAUCCUGUGGGAUCAGUACCACAGUUUGCGGUACCCACCGGGCUAUCUGCCGCGGGACAAUCUGAAGAUCAAAUCGGACCCACUCGAUUGGCGGGCCGAUCACGUGCAUACCAACUUCAAGGACAUGUACACGCACCUUCGGAACGCCGGAUACUACGUGGAAGUCCUCGGGGCCCCGUACACGUGUUUUAACGCUUCACUGUACGGCACACUGUUGCUGGUCGAUCCGGAAGAGGAAUACUUUCCGGAGGAGAUCCUGAAACUGCGCCGGGAUGUGCUGGAGCACGAGCUAAGCGUGAUCGUGUUCGCCGAUUGGUACAACACGACCGUGAUGCGAAAGAUCAAGUUCUACGACGAGAACACGCGCCAAUGGUGGAUGCCGGAUACGGGUGGUGCCAAUGUGCCGGCGUUGAACGAACUGCUGGCCGGGUUUGGGAUCGCGCUCGGAGAUCGCGUGGCCGAUGGGUACUUCGAUAUGCGCGAUCACCGGAUGUACUACGCGUCGGGGGCGAACAUUGUGCGCUUUCCGACCGGCAAUGGCACGAUCGUGGUCGAGCGGGACCUACUGGACGAAGGGCUGAGUAUUACGGUGCCGGACGAGGCACGGCCUAAAACGCGCUCGAGAACGGCGAUCCUCGGCAUGCUGCAGACGGAUCGGCGAGCGAGUGGAGGGGCGGGCGCAAGGCUACAGGCGGCCACACCGAAUCCGGGCGAUGCCGGAGAGAUCGUGGACGACGGAGGAGGAGAAGUUGAGGAUGGGGCCACGAUCGAUCGGGAUUCGAUCAUCAACAAGCGAAUUCUGCUCAACCUGCGAUCGCUGCCGGAUGAGGAGGAUGAUGUGCCGAACGAAGGCGGAGAGUUCCGGGAAGACGGGGGACCACCGCCGGCGCCGCCUCCGGUGUCCAUCGAUGCGGUGGAAGUGCAGGAACUCGGUGGGGAACCGCUGGAGGAAGAACUCGGCCCACUGCUGAGGGAACGCACGAAGCAAAACAACUUGACUUCCGACACGCGAUCAAAAAAGCCAGGGAACGGUGUCGCGGAUGCGGUAGUCGGUGGACGGAUUGCGGUCUACGGGGACUCGAACUGCCUCGAUUCGACGCACCUGGAGAAACCGUGCUUCUGGUUGCUGGAUUCGCUGCUCGAAUAUACGAUGACCGGCCACGUGACGAGUUUGCUGCGAGAGCUCAACAGCACUCGGCGAGCGGAACAGCUGGAGGAUAAUCCGAAGCUUCCGCAAAGGAUGCCCAACAACAACCUGCACCUCUACUCGAAGGUCCUUCUGGCCCAUGCGGGACCGUACGAGAAGCGACCGUUGGCCCGGUGCGAGCGGCUGGUCUGGGAGCAACCGAUCACCCUCAACAUGUCGACGCUCAGCGGAUACGGUCCGAACGAGCGGCUCCUGUUGCUCGAACAGGAACAGCAGCACCAACAGCAGCAACUGCUCGUCCAGCAACGGCAGCUGCAGCAAUCAAACAAAGCCCCGGCGGUCAUGCCCGUAUUUGGCAACGAGCUGGACGACACCAUGAAUCUUUUCCGUAAGUUGGAAAGUCAAAAAGCGGCGUCCCCGGUGCUGAGUGCCAACGAUGAGCCGGAUGUGCCCGGCUGGCGGAACAAGAAGACGGACAAAAUUCCUCCCAACGCGCCGCCCUCGAUCGGUGGAGGGCUACCGGUGGCGGCCCCGACGGCCAUUAGCCCCACGCCCAUGCUGGGUGGGAUCAAGAUGGACGAGCGGAUGGUGGUGGCCGAGCAAAUGCCCGGACGAACGGCGGGAGUCGGUGCUAUAGCGCCGCCGGCCACGUUGCCGGCGGAUGGUGCUUCGACGACAGUGUUCUACUGGCUCACGUCGAAGGGAUUCCUGGUGCUGGUCGGGAUCGUGCUGUUCGCGCUGCUGAACUGGCUCCGCCGGACGAAGGGCCUCACGAUCAAGCGGCGGCUGAAUUACGUUUUCAAAAAGAUUGGCUUCUAAGCAGACCAAAUACCAAAUCAUUGUGCGAGGAUUCGCGGGGGUCGAGUUCUCGAUUUGUUUUACAAUCUGUUAACUUAUGUGCGAAAGGGGUAGUGGCCACGAAAAAGCUCCGCUGAACCGCGACGGAGAUGCGUUCCCUAGUGAUGAUACAGCGUUUGCUUUUAGAUUAGAUAGUAGAAGAAUUUGAAGGAAUCCACUAGACAGUUGUUAGUUUUAUGCAAUUAGCGGUAGGAAGUGGCGCUAUUGAUAAUCACACAUUGGAGGGACGAGAAACGAGAAGAGUGAAGAGUUUAGGGGGACACUGACUCGACGGGGCUCACGGUGAUUCAAAGAUUACAUACAUUAUGUACAAAGAUCUCCACCAGGUCCACACCAGGACGACACACGACGAAACCAAGCGGACGAAAUAAAAAUAUU